Molecule: messenger RNA, 201 nt
Organism: Sungouiella intermedia
Lineage: Eukaryota; Fungi; Ascomycota; Pichiomycetes; Serinales; Metschnikowiaceae
Source: the annotation of a GenBank genome assembly
AUGGUUCCGUUGCACCGAAAUGCACAGUUCACUUAUUCAGAACCAGGGAAUAACCAAAAUUCACUGGCGAUAAAUCAUCAUCCAUCAAAGUCUACAGGGUUUGAUCUUGCAGAAAAGAGAAAGUCGAGCGAAAAUGUGAUGAAGAAUUCAAGAAGUGAAUCUUACUUAAGAGCAGAGGUUCCGGAGAAACCUGAUAAUUAA